CAUAAAAAAAUUGAAAAUGCGAAGAAACUAGGAUAACACCACCGCUUAAGGGUUAGGAACAAAGCCUCCUUAAACACCACUUGCCGUCUUCUUCGCCUCAAACUAGGAUCGUGUAAGAACCACAAUGAGGAACAAAAGGUGUCGAUCUGGUCAAAACAAGGAGGUUGAUGAGGGAUCAGAUUCGAAAGAUUUCAUCACCGAACUGUCAGAUGAUAUUGUUGUUAUGAUUCUGUGUCUUCUGCCUAUAAAGUAUGCGGUUGUAACCGGCAGUGUCUGCAAAAAAUGGAGGUUCUUGUGGCGUAAUUUAAGGAAAUUGAACUUUGAUGGUACUGGCGACUUAAUUAUAACAAGGGAUUGGAGGCUGUUGAAUAGAAAGCGUCAAAUGUACGUCUACCAGGUGAAUGAUGUCAUUGGAAGCUACAACCACCCAAUGGUUGAAGAAUUCCGGAUUCGUUUUGACCUCGAUAAUGAUCAUCGAACACUUAUCGAUGGGUGGCUCAAGUUUGCUGUAAAGAAGAAAGUUGAGACGAUUGAGCUCUAUUUUGUAGACGUGCGUCACAGGAGUUUUCUUACUUUCUACAACUACGAUUUCCCCUUAUCAUUAUCCAAUAGAAAUGAUGCAGUUGUGGAGAUACCGUCUCUGCAAAAACUUUAUUUGAAGAAUGUUAACGUGACCGAAGAAAUUCUUGAACAAUUUCUGACAAAUUCUCCACAUCUUGAGACGAUAUCUAUCCAUGGCUCUGGAUACUUGACCAAGAUCCGAGUUAGUGGACGGCCACUUAAUAUAAAGCACUUUGAGAUAGAUGAAUGUCCGAUGAUGAGUUCCAUUCAUUUAUCUGAUUUUGAUCUUGUGUCAUUUGUCUACAAGGGUCAACCAAUAAAUUUAAAUCUAGCUAAUCUUCCAAACCUUCGCAAACUUAUUUGUCAAGGAAUUGUGACAUCUAGAAAUAAUAUUUAUAAGCUGUUAUCAUCAUGUGCAUUGUCCCUGGAGGUUCUUUCAUUCGUUGAGCAUCCUUCUCAGAGAUUUCUAGAGCUCGAUUCCCUACCAAUUUUACCAAAUGUCAGGGAACUGACACUGACAAUCGGAGCUCAUGAAGAUGAAAGUUUACUACAACUCACUUCAAUAUUUAAAGCUUGUCCGAGUUUGGAGAGUCUUACGGUUAAGCUAAUUUGGUUUACCCCGGUCAGAAGGAGAGGGAAAGUAAUGCAUUUUGCUACCUACCUUCAUGAGCACCUCAAGCUUUUCCAAAUCUUGGGGUAUUAUGGCCGAGGAAGCGACCUUGAACUUGCUGCUUACGUGAUGGAAAAUGCUGUUGGACUCCAGAAAAUUGUCAUAGAUCCACGAUACCAAGCGUGGUACCCAAGUGUAUCUGAAAAGGACUUUUCAAAAAAAGUGGAAUGUGCUCGAUCUUUUGCAAAGAUGCAGCUUAUACCCAGGUCUCCUGCAGGUGUCAAUCUGGUCAUACUAUGAAAAUGCGCAAUAGUGAAACAGUUUUUGUGAUUUAUCAUAGGUUUUCAACUACACCUGCCUGUUUCUACUAGAAAUCCAAACCAACCUUGAUUUUGGUUAUACGAUGUGUUGGAGAGUCACAUCACACACAAUUGAACACACUGAUUAUUUCCAGCAUAAAUGUUGCAUGUUUAUUCGAUUU
Messenger RNA from Helianthus annuus (common sunflower), 1652 nucleotides. Its product is annotated as F-box/LRR-repeat protein At3g26922. Gene Ontology annotation, molecular function: protein binding. The transcript has 4 exons. NCBI's taxonomy places the organism in Eukaryota, Viridiplantae, Streptophyta, Magnoliopsida, Asterales, Asteraceae. The coding region runs from base 125 to 1471 and encodes 448 amino acids. The record is from RefSeq and is a predicted model, not a curated record.